Molecule: messenger RNA, 3787 nt
Organism: Molossus molossus (Pallas's mastiff bat)
Lineage: Eukaryota; Metazoa; Chordata; Mammalia; Chiroptera; Molossidae
Gene: DTX3L
Product: deltex E3 ubiquitin ligase 3L
Exons: 5
Coding region: 39-2276 (745 amino acids)
Biological process (GO): Notch signaling pathway; protein ubiquitination
Source: RefSeq, a predicted model, not a curated record
ACGUCCGGAGCCGCUGCGCCAGCCCGACGCCCAGAACCAUGGCCUCGACCCCCUGCCGGCCGUCCCCGCUGCUUGUGCGGGUGUCCGAGGCCGGCCUCCCUUUAAAACUACAUCGGAAGCUGGAAACCUACUUCCAGAGCCGGCAGUCGGGCGGCGGGGAGUGCACCGUCCGAGCCCUGGGCCCCAGCGACCCGGGCACCUACCAGGUGGAGUUCUUGGAAAGGACAGCUAAGGAGGGAGUGUUGGAAAAAAAAAUGCACCAAAUUUUCGUUGACAACAAACCUGUGACUAUUUUCCUGGAACCCACUGAAAAUCCAAUGGAGAAGAAUAUGAGACCUGGAAUGUCUCAAGUGCACACACUGUCACAAAAAGGGGCGAGGUCUGAUGAGAAGCUUCCAAAUGAAGAACAUAUUCCUAAUGCAGUGGAUUCCUGUGUCCAAAAGAUCUUCCUCACUGUCACAGCCGACCUGAACUGCAACCUGUUCUCUAAAGAGCAGAGGGAACGCAUAACCAUUCUCUGCCCCAAUGUCAAAAAAAUGGAGGGCUAUGAUGGAAUUGAGAAGGUGUGUGGGGACUUCAGAGACAUUGAAAAAAUACAUGGUUUCUUGAGUGAGCAACUCCUAAAAAGUGAGCGGAAACACGAAUCAUCCCCUUUGACAACAGAGAGGGAGCCACUCCGUCAGCAGGACCUGGAUGGCUGUGUUUCUCCCUCUGAACCAAAAACCAAGUCAGCAGGAAAAAGCAAUCAUUUUGUAGUUCCCUUGCCUCACUUUGAAUACUUCACCUAUACCUCUCCUGGAAUAUUGGACUCAAUAGAGAAAAGAUUUGGUGUAAAAAUAAAAACCCAGGGGAGUUCUCCGAAUAUGAUCUCCAUAGACUUCACCUCAGGUCAAUCAGACAGCCUCAGUGCAGCUCAGGAGUCUUUCAUCACUGACUUUCAGAAGAGCACAGGAACUAUUGGGCAGGAUUGUGUUGCAUUAGCAGACGGUACACAGGCAAAUAAAAUCAAACAGGAAUUGAGUCACCAGUUUAAAAAGCUUUUUAUAAAGGAGAAUGGAGGAGCAUUAACUCUCCUUGGGACUCCAGAGGACAUUUCAGCUGCCAGACAGUUUCUUGCCUCCCAAAUCUCUGAAAGUCUUGUCAAGGCACCCGUGAAAAUAUUGACUCCCAAGUGCAUGACGAAUGGAAUUGAAGUUGACACGGCUCACUAUAAACUUUUAGAAGCUGAAUUACUCCGGGAGAUAUCAGAGAUAGAAAAAAAAUACAACACUCAAAGCAAGGUUUUGGGAAAAGGUCAGAAAACCUGCAUUCUAUUUGAACCUAGGGACAAGAAGUUAGAUCUGUCUGUGCAUGCUUAUGUAAGUUUCAUCGAUGCCUAUCAACAUGUUUCUUGUCAGCUGAUGAAAGAAGUUCUUUCACUGAAACUUUUGGGCAAGGAGAGAAAGAACUUAUAUGGGACCAAAUUCACUGAUAACUUUAGAAAAAUGCAUGCAGGUGUACACUUUGUGCCAAAUCAAGAGUCAAUGACUUUUAUUGGGUUGCCAAAUCCCCUUGCAAAGGCAAAGCAGUAUGUCUUAAAAACAGGGGGAAUAUCCCCAUUAACUGGAGAGAAAUCGAAUGAGAAUCAUGAAACACCCAUGGACAUUGAUAGUAAUGAGUCAGCAACAGCUUUACCAACAUCCCAGAGCUCUGCCAGUUCUGGGGCAUCAGGAGUGGACAAGGAAGAGGACAUAUGUAUCAUCUGUAUGGAGCUCAUUAGUAACCAGCUAGUGCUAUCAAAGUGCAAGCACAAAUUCUGCACCCCUUGUAUCAACAAAGCCCUGACAUAUAAGCCAGUCUGUCCUGUGUGCAACACUUUCUACGGUGUCCAGAAAGGGAAUCAGCCAGAGGGAACCAUGAGUGUCAGUUACCAAAAAACUUCACUUCCAGGUUAUGAAAACUGUGGCUCCAUUGUGAUUACGUAUAACAUGAACGGUGGCAUACAAACAAAAGAGCACCCAAAUCCAGGAGUACGAUAUCCUGGAAUACAUCGAAAUGCGUAUUUGCCUGAUAAUGAGGAAGGAAAUGAGGUUUUGACACUGCUUCGUAAGGCAUUUGACCAAAAGCUAAUUUUCACAGUGGGGGAGUCUCGAGUUUCAGGUUUGUCAAAUGUCAUCACAUGGAAUGAUAUCCACCACAAGACAUCCCAGUUUGGGGGACCAGACAGGUAUGGCUACCCUGAUCCUAAUUAUCUGAAACGCGUCAAGCAGGAACUGAAAGAUAAAGGAAUUGAGUAAGAAAACUGCUGGAAGGAUAUCUUGAGCCAAGCGUUCAAAAGACACAGAUGAAGAAGUGGAAUAAAUAUCAUUCUGAAGCCUAAUGUAGAAACAGCUUUUAAAAUGCUCAUCUCAAGGGGGUUCCCGUAAGAGUAAGAAUCUGAUAGUCUCAUUUCUGGAGCGUUGUUUUUUAUGGAAGAUAAAUACCCCAAAGAUCGGUGUGAUUUUUGCCGCAGAGAUGGUGUGACUCAUUCUUGUGUCAUCGUUGUGGGGAGAGGAGGGUGGAGUGCUAUGGGUCUGAAAUCAUCAAUAUUCUUCCGUUGAAAUAUUAGCUGCCAAUUAAUCCUCUUUUAUUACUAUCUCUGGGGUGGUCCUUUAGUUUUCUGUUUGUUGGUUGGUUGGUUUGCCCUUUAAGUACCCUAAAGGUAAAAUCCGAGUGUGAAUAGGGGAGGAUGGGACAGGGGAGGCUUUGGUUAUGGAGAAUUAAAAGACCCAUCUUCUCCCCCCCUUUGGCCAGGAGCAAAGAUUGGGCACCUUCAGUAAUAAAUAGUAUAAGGCUAUUAUUUUUCAUAACACAGAGCCAUAUAUAUAUAUAGUUGAUGCUUAAUAAAUUUUUGCUGCCUGACUCUGGGUGCUAAUACCCCAGCAGAGGGAUAUAUGCUUCCUAAAUCUUUAGCAGAGGCAGGAGUAAGGAAGCCAUUUCUGGAGUCCUCACCAGUGACUUGGAAAACUGGGUUUCUGAUCUGAUUAUCCACAUCCCAGCCUCUCUCCAAAACUGAUGAAUGAGGUGUCCUUUUCUUUUCCUAAAAAUACACAUACUCACACAUACUUAUUUUUGACCAGAAGGUAAUAGCUAAUAUUUAUUGUGGACUUAUUUUGUCCCCUUUAUAAAAUCUUUAUAUCUUUGUGAUUAAUAUUAUUAGUAUUCCCAUUUUAUAACUGAGAAAACUGAUGCAUAGAAAGGAUACCUUGACAAAGGUCAUGUAGUUAAUAAGGAGAAGUGCUGGGAUUUGAAGGAGAUAGUCUGGUUCUAUGGCUUCUGCACCCCAGAGCUAUACUGCCUCCCAUGGGGGACUUCAUGGAGCUGGCUGAGGAGUUCCUGUUAUUUUGGGCUUCUCUCAGAAAUGCAUUCCUACCAUAGCACUCACAGCAAACAGCCUCCGAAGAGGUCCUAUUUGAAGAACUUAAAACCCAGAAUCUUUUCCCUUGUCCAGAUUGUUGAGGAAGCUUAAACUAAAUGAUAGGCCUUUUGUUUCUUUAUCAGAUGAUGCAUUUAAUUUUUAGUGAUUCCUUAAAGUCUUUACUGUUAUGAAUACAUAGUUAUUUUGUAUCUACUGACCUUUUAGCUAAAUUUGCUUUAAAGAAACAAAAGUUUGGUUCCUGCUUAGGUCUAGAUCCUUGAUUACAAUGUAGUAUGUGCAUAGGCAGUUAAAUGGUGUGAGUGAUUGGUGAGCCUUGGAUUGCUGCUUUUGCUCUGUGUGUGAGGUAUUAUUAUCAUCUGUAUCUACUUUCAAUAAAGUUAUAUGUGUAUU